Molecule: messenger RNA, 808 nt
Organism: Gastrolobium bilobum
Lineage: Eukaryota; Viridiplantae; Streptophyta; Magnoliopsida; Fabales; Fabaceae
Exons: 2
Coding region: 91-717 (208 amino acids)
Source: RefSeq, a predicted model, not a curated record
UCCAAUAAAAUAAAAGAGAGCAUGCCACAGUGAAAAAAAAGACACCGUUCUCGUUUCUCACUGCUUUUGGAUUUGUGUUAUCUCUCAGCGAUGUACUCAACAUCAAAGAUGAAGCCUCCACGCCCUCGAUCGCCGAUGCAUCUUCGAACACGCCGCGUUCUUCAGUCGUCAAACUCUACCUCUCUUCAAACCCCACCAGGUUCUUUGACCAAAUCUCAGAAACCAGUUCGCUCUCCGGACAUGGAUCUUCGACCUGAAUACCGCACGAUUUCGUGUGAAUUACGGACUUUGGCAAAGAUGGUUCGGGAUGAAUUUGGGAACGCAGGUUCAGAGAAUGUGACUGUUGCAAACUCUCGCGGUCUGAACCAACAUUCUUUGUUUGAGAGGGGUAGGUUUUAUGAUGAAUACUCUGCUAGAAGGAACGAGAGGCUUAAGAGGAAGAAGGGAAUGACGGUGGAUGAAGGGAAGGCUAAGCCAGCUCAUGCUCAUGCUCUUGGUGUUACCGUUGAAUCUGGAAAGAAGAGUGGUUCGAGAAAAUUUGGGAGCCUGAGAAAAUCUGUUUCUAGGGCUUACUCCGUGGAGGUGAGUGAAACUCCAAGGUACAAUCUCAGAAGCAUGACUAAGGAAAAUAAGAAACCUCCCCGCGCUUCGAGUUUUGAUAAAUCUGUUAUCUGUGGGGAGAAGAAGACAAGAGCAAGAGGUGGAGGAAGAAUUUGAAAUUUUUAGCAAUUUUUUUUUAUUUGUUUUUGGAUUGAGAACUUGAUUUAAUUUGAUUUUGGGUUGAAUCCUGUUCUCUGUUUUGUUUCAA